AUGCGGUGUAAGUGUUGGGACCGUAAGGAAGGAAAGUUGCCGCUGUACCCCCUCAAAUACGUGUUGUCAACACUUGGAGGAGCCCCUUGAGUGAUGGACAGCUGACGUGAGGGCCUCAAUAUUAGCCUCUGAGGGCGACGAAGGUAAACUGCAGGAGGUCUCAGGCUGAGAUGAGAGCCUACUAGAGACGCCAGAAGCUGACGUGAUCCGCUCUCAUUAUUAACGACUAACUCAAAGAAUCUGGAUAUCAGUAUUUACAAAUCUUGUUCAAGUUAUUGGUGCUGAUCUCGCUAUUGUUGAAGGCUGUAGUAAAUCAGUGAUCUUAAGAAAAGUAAUCUCAAGGAAGCAGACAAUUGUUGUGAAGCUUGCGACUAUGGACGUCUCGAGUUCUAAUGGAACUGUGAGCCUUCUAUGUUAAUGAUUGACGUAUGUCCUGUUCUGAAACUUUCUUGAACUCUGAGAGUGCAAUCACGGAGUAUUGAUGACGUGAUUGACAGAAGAAAAUCGAUAAGUGAUGAGCCGUAUGAGGUGCUGCCCUCUGUCUCUACUCUCUCACACUACCAUCAUCACAGUGACCUGACCUCCUCCACCUGGCUCACCCUUGACCUCUAUCAAGCUGAUUCAGGCUGGACGUCUUGUCCCCUGCAGCAAGCCCUCUGUUGACGCUCUCAACCUUCACCCUACGCAGUGACUUACGCUUCACCCUCAUCUGCCCCCCUUGGACACCCUUCACAUACACACACACGCCCCCAAGUGGUACUCCAGAACCCUACAUACGAUUCAGUUUAGCCUCAUUACCGCACGCCCCAACAGGGGGGUGCUGGUAUUGGGUUCACCAACGACCUCUCUCGUAGGACCUUGAGAGGGUGUCAGCAGCCACCAACACUCACUGCUUGUGUCACCAGCAGGAGGACUAGGGGGCCGCCAUGGCCUCUCCCACUCCACACAACCUCCAGUACGUGACGGAGGCGCCGGACGGGUCCGGGGCAACAGUGAGCGGCCCCGUCAACAUCAGCGAUGUGAACUUCGACCCCAACAAUACUUCAAUGGUGGAGGAGUACAUCUUGGGGAUACUGGGACCCCAGCAUGUGUCGUACAGCGCCCUGCUGCCACUGACGGCGGUGUACAUGGUGAUCGCCGUCGGGGGCGUGGUGGGCAACGCCCUGACUUGCCUGGUAGUGGCUAGGAACCACACCAUGAGGACCUCUACUAACUACUACCUCGUCAACCUGGCCGUCGCCGACCUCCUCACGCUCUGUCUCACUCUGCCGGUGGAGGUGUACCAGAUGUGGGUACAGUACCCGUGGCCGUUGGGGGAGGCAGCGUGCAGGCUCCGUGCCAUGGUGCCGGAGACACUGACCCACGUGUCCGUGCUGACCAUCCUGGCCGUGUCCGGGGAGCGGUACGUGGCCAUCACCGACCCCGUCUACGCCCGUACCACCCACACCCUGACCCGCACGGCCCGGGUCCUGCCGGUCAUCUGGUUGACCUCCAUGCUGGCCGCCGUGCCGUUGGGCUACUUCCAGAAGGUGAACCUGGUGAAGUCCCCUCUGGGGUCAGACCUGCCCCAGAGUGCCUGGUGUGCCAUCCCCUACGACGACCCCUCCCCAAGAUAUUGCUGGCUUCUGUGGGCCUCCUCCGUCGGGGCCUUCAUGCUCCCGAUGGCCGUCCUCAUCGUCCUCUACUGCAAGAUAGGCAUGGUGUUGUCCAUCGACCCCCCAACCAGGACCCCAGCAGCUGGGGCUGGAGCCAUGCACACUCGCAAGGUUGGGAUCCGUAUGCUGGUAGCUGUGGUGGUGGCAUUCUUCUUGUGUUGGGCGCCGUUCCACGCCCAGCGGCUCAUGUUCGUCACCAUCACCACCUACGGCCAGUGGACGCCCUACCAUCGCUCCGUCAACACCAAGCUCUUCUACUGUACCGGUAUCUGCUACUACCUGAACUCCGCCGUCAACCCCAUCCUCUACUCCGUCAUGUCUGUUCGGUUCCGGAUCGCCUUCAGGAGGUCCUUGUGCGGGGGGAAGGCGUGGGCGAGGAAGCAGCUCUACCUCUCCAACACUCACGGCCAUCUCCACCUCUCCAACAACUCCAAUAUCCUCAACAGGACCAGGGAGAUCUCCACCACCACCUCCACCAGGAGAGUCCUCGACACCAACUACAGGAACGGCAUCAACUAUGUCUUCGUGCAGAUGGAGAUCCAAGCCUGAUUCUGAAGUGACUUCGAUGUCCACAAGUAACGUGACUUCGAUGUCCACAAGUAACGUGACUUCGAUGUCCACAAGCAACGUGACUUCGAUGUCCGCAAGUAACGUGACUUCGAUGUCCACAAGUAACGUGACUUCGAUGUCCACAAGCAACGUGACUUCGAUGUCCGCAAGUAACGUGACUUCGAUGUCCACAAUAAUGUGACUUCGAUGUCCACAAGUAACGUGACUUCAAUGUAGAACUUGACACUAAUGCAUGGCAGUGUAAUCGACACUAUGAACAAAUGAACAGAGUGUUCCAUUAGACAUGAGGCAGCGUUCACAAAGCCUAAAAGAGAAAUGGCUAAGAAUUAACAUAUCAUAAUUUAAUUUAAAAGUUUUUAAGUGGAGCUCGCAGCAAUAUUAUUACAUUUUAGCAACACUUAAAAAGUUGACACGUUGGAAAUUCUCACACACACAUACAUUAUUUCUGUAUCUGUCUCUUUCUGUCCAUAUCUUUCUGCAUCUCUCCUGUCUAAAAAUGUUCAGUGUCUGUCUUUCAACAUAUACCAACGUGUGCUACUCGUGAUUUGUUCCAGUUAUCUCCUGGUAUAAUCCUUGUGAGGGUUAUCUCCUCACUCGCAUGUUUACAUCACCUCUCAAGUUUCUUAUUAAUUUAUGUCGUUUUUAAAGAGGCUUCAUGAGACGCAUGUACAAGAAUCUCACGUGUGUGUGUGUGUUUGUCCUCUUACUGUCCACGUUGUUGUAUGCGAGUGCUCAUGCUGUCCAAGCAUGGACUACUGUCCAGGCAUUGGUUAUUGUCCAAGCAUGAGCAACUGUCCAACUGUUCACAAUCGACUUGAGAAUGGUCCAGGACGGCCCGAAACCUCGUCGUCCCUUCACCUUCUAGUGUGUAGUCUGGUCAUUAUACUUUAGCCACGUUAUUGUGACUCAUCGCCUGCAACUGUCCAGGCAUUAGCUACUGGCUAAAUCUAAACAAUGGACAAGAUGUAACCCCUAAGACGUGUACAUCAUGAUACAAGUGUUCUACAGCUGACAUGCACGUGUUCUACAGGUGUCACUACAAGUGUUCCCGCGCGAGGGUGUUGACACAAGGCGCUGGCGCUCUGUGUACUUCGCCCACUCUCGUCAUGGCGAAGACAAGAGUUCGAUGCUAUGAUACUUAUUUUUUGUACACCAGGUUGGUGGGUAGAUGGCGCCCCUGAGCUCAAGUGUAACAUUCCUGGUCUGGUCUCGUCGCUUAACCCGACAAUAACUGUAAUGUGUUGUAUUGUCUGGCUACAACACUUGUUACAUUACAGUUUUACACACACACACACACACACACACACACACACACACACACACACACACACACACACACACACACACACACACACACAGACGACACACACAAUAUAUAUUAAUGUUAUUGAAUAUGACAGAGAGGAUGAAAUCAAUGAUUCUAGUACGAAUCUUCUCUACUUAGUUUUAACUUUUUUUCUAAACCUGAGAAAGAAGUUGAAAAAUUAACUCUCCAAAGUUCAUGUUGUACUUGUAUUAUGGCCUGGCGCUAAGAUGUCCUUGUUCCUUGACCCUUAUCAGCAUUAUCAAAGGUCAGAGUAUCACUGGUUGCAAUUGUAGAAGAGCGAAUAUAUUACCGGAGAUGAGGUCAACCAUCUCAGUAUGGCCCAAUAGGCCCACUACACCUUACCAGUCGCCCCAGGGUCUCUGACGACAGGCGGGAGUGUCUUGGAGGUCUCGUCUUACACCUGGAGUGUGUGUUGGAGGUCUCGUCUUACACCUAGAGUGUGUGUUGGAGGUCUCGUCUUACACCUAGAGUGUCUUGGAGGUCUCGUCUUACACCUGGAGUGUCUUGGAGGUCUCGUCUUACACCUGGAGUGUGUGUUGGAGGUCUCGUCUUACACCUAGAGUGUCUUGGAGGUCUCGUCUUACACCUGGAGUGUCUUGGAGGUCUCGUCUUACACCUGGAGUGUCUUGGAGGUCUCGUCUUACACCUGGAGUGUAAGCUGGAGUCAGCUGGCUGGAUUGUUUUGGUGUGCAGUGGUUGGUGUUGAUGCCUGGUUGGUUGCCUCGCCCCUAGAUGUCAAAUCUUUCGUUGUCACUGUAUGUGUCGAUUACUGAAGUGUUGUGUGGUGCAGCGACACUAGAGGAUGGGACACUAGCGAGGCACUACACCUCUAAGACACCUCCCAGCCGCGCCUAACACCAGGUUACACUCUGGUGUCUUAGUGAGCACCACCAAGAAUCCUGCUCCACUCAUCACUGACACAGGAUUGAUUGAUUGGUCAAGAUUAAGCCACCCAAGAGGUGGCUCGGGCAUGAAUAGCCCGUAAGUGGUAAAACAUUUUGUU
Messenger RNA from Procambarus clarkii (red swamp crayfish), 4555 nucleotides. RefSeq names its product neuromedin-U receptor 2. NCBI's taxonomy places the organism in Eukaryota, Metazoa, Arthropoda, Malacostraca, Decapoda, Cambaridae. Gene Ontology annotation, cellular component: plasma membrane. Gene Ontology annotation, molecular function: neuromedin U receptor activity. The record is from RefSeq and is a predicted model, not a curated record. Gene Ontology annotation, biological process: neuropeptide signaling pathway.